AUGGAUCAACAGGCCCACAACGGCCAGUCGUCCUCGACAGCCGGCCAUGACAAGGAACAACAACCUCAUAUAAACCAAACGGGUCCCUCGCCCUCGGCAACCGGUCUGGGUGCCCCGGACGACUCAUCCGUCGGCUUGGGUCUCGAUCUCGAUGCUCAACCGCAGCAACAACGGUCAAGCUUGACAUUUGCCGGAACCUCAGACUCGGGGUUUGACUCAUUUGGCUCGAAUACUGACUUCCUUGAUCCGCAAGAGACGUCGUCCCAGCAAACGUUCAGCCAAGCGACCGUCUCUGAUCCGACUGUAUUCGAUCCUGGUGCCAGUUUCGGCCAUCAGCCCACCCCCGGUCAAGGUGCCGACGGCGCAUUGUCCUUUGAUUCCCAGUCGCAACCAACGGCAUACCUGUCUCCAAACCUCAACGACGGAGACUUUUCUCUCUUCCCUUCGAGCAGCCAGGGUGACCAGUUCAACGCCCCGCUCUUUGAGCAGUCAAGUCUCAACCCGAAUGAUAUUAAUAGCAUGGCCUCUCCUCAAUCCCAUCACACGCCUACCCCUCCAAACCUUCUCCAGCCAGAUAGUCUCCAACCUGGUUCUGCUCACCAGUCACCCUCCUUCAGCCAGCAUCACCAAUUCUCUUCCCCGCAAAGCAGUCACUCAAGGAACGCUUCUCUUGGACCCGAAGCUGCCUUGCUACCGAACCAGAUUGGUGAUUGGACCCAGCAACCUCAAUUCCAGGGUCAUCGCCGCAGUCCCUCCGAAUACUCGGACGUCUCGUCUGUCUCGCCGUCUCCGAAUUUAGUCAGUGCAGACUCGUUUGAUGACCAUUCAGGCCACUCACCUUUACAAAGAGCCUCGGACGGUAGUCUGUAUCAAGACGUUUUGAACAUUGAGUCCUUUAGCAUUGGCGACAACACUCAACACGGCAGAAGCCCUUCUCAUAGCCCGGCCAUAAGUCCUAGAAUCAAUCCUCAGCAGAUGCCCGAGAUGCAUCAACCGGUAUUCGUUCUGGCACCUCCGAGUGGUGGCUUUGGCGCUAUGGGCUACCCUAGUAUGCAGCCUACAUCAUUUCCUCCACUGGCUUUGCAGGAACGAGGCGAUAUUUCCCACAUGGCUCCUCCAGCCAUCAAUAUCGAUUUCGCGCCAAACAAUGCAAAGCAAGGUCCUUACGAAUCUGUCAAGUCUCACAUUGACCAGGACUCUUUGACGCCGCCAUCCGACAGAGGUCGACCUAAGUCACGGCCUCGGUCUGUCACAGAUCCUUUCCAUCCCGGCGGUGUGGCCUUGAGUCGGCCUCAAAACUCUGCUAGCCUUUCGCCAACUCCUCAUCUCUCAGCUCGGUCCGAGUCCUCCCGCUCCCUAUCACCCCUAGAAAGGCAAUCUGCUUCAUCCUCCUCCCGGAGACGCCAGUCUACGUCUUCCGUUCCUAAUAACGUCAUCGCCCUGCGCUUGGCGGAUCCUGAGUAUCAAAACAGCCCAGAAUCAGGCUCUACAAAACGCGUGCAAAAACAUCCGGCUACAUUCCAAUGUACACUAUGUCCUAAGAGGUUUACACGAGCAUACAACCUGCGAUCUCAUUUGCGAACUCAUACCGACGAACGUCCCUUUGUAUGCACGGUUUGUGGGAAAGCAUUUGCCCGCCAGCACGACCGCAAGAGACACGAGAGCCUUCAUUCUGGAGAAAAGAAAUUCAUUUGUAAAGGAGAUCUGAAGGGCAGUGGCCAGUGGGGCUGUGGGAGACGUUUUGCCCGUGCUGACGCUCUUGGCCGUCAUUUCCGUUCUGAAGCUGGCCGUAUUUGUAUUAAGCCGCUGCUUGAUGAGGAGAUGAAUGAACGACACAGACAGUGGCAAGAACAGCGAUUGCAGCAAAAUAUUGCCCAGAACAUGGCCCCACAGAUGACAUUAGAUCCAGCCACGGGCUAUCCCAUGGAUGCUAGUGGAAACUACAGUCUGCCCGCGGCUUUAUUGCAGCAGUAUCCUGCUUUAGCCCAGAUGAAUUGGUCUGCUCCUGACGCGGGUGGUGCGAUGGAGGACGAUCUUAGCGGACGGUCGUCGUUUGACGCCAGCGACUACGAUGAGACUGAAGAGACGGGCUAUGUCAGCGGACCCGGAACAACAUACGGAGAGGGUGGCAUAGGCCAAAAUUUUGGAGAAAUGGGCUACCCUAGCGAUUUUGGCGGCCGCUGA
Messenger RNA from Metarhizium brunneum ARSEF 3297, 2184 nucleotides. RefSeq names its product C2H2 finger domain transcription factor crzA (gene crzA). Gene Ontology annotation, biological process: regulation of transcription by RNA polymerase II. Gene Ontology annotation, molecular function: DNA-binding transcription factor activity, RNA polymerase II-specific; RNA polymerase II cis-regulatory region sequence-specific DNA binding. The record is from RefSeq and is a predicted model, not a curated record. NCBI's taxonomy places the organism in Eukaryota, Fungi, Ascomycota, Sordariomycetes, Hypocreales, Clavicipitaceae. Gene Ontology annotation, cellular component: transcription regulator complex; PcG protein complex; chromatin.